Molecule: messenger RNA, 7848 nt
Organism: Knipowitschia caucasica
Lineage: Eukaryota; Metazoa; Chordata; Actinopteri; Gobiiformes; Gobiidae
Source: the annotation of a GenBank genome assembly
AUGGGAGGCGUUUGUGCCAGAGACAGAGGAGGAGAAGAAGGACGAGGAGGUAGGCAGCAGUCGGGCGUCAGUGAAGACCCGGGUGUUCGACCUGAAGACGUGGAGCGGGUCACCUCUGCCGACGAGAGAGGGUUCGUCUCCGAGAGCGAAGACGCCACAGGACAGAGACAUUAUCUGUCAGAGGGGGCGCUGCUGUACACCCCGGACACAGACGCCUCUAAAGUGUCGGACGCAGAGGUUCCUCCCAGUUACAGUAAAGCCGUGAGCUUCGACCGCCUGGAGGUGAGCGAGGACGAGAGCGACAUGGAGCACAGGAGGAUGAUGGUCAUGACGCCCGACAGUCAGUCUGACUGCAGCCGCUCCGACCUGCUGCCCUCCUUCACCACAGAACUGACGGCCAGUGAGCUGCUGCUCAACAAGAUGUUCUAUGACGAGGAGCUGGAUCAGUCAGAGAAGUUCUACAGUGCGCAGCCGCUGGUCCUGCAGCUGGUCUACGCGCUCUACAACAUGCUGGUGGCGCACUCGGAGAUGGUCUGCUUCCUGGUCAUCAUCAUCAACCACAUGGUGUCGGCCUCCUGCAUCACGCUGGUCCUCCCCAUCUCCAUCUUCCUCUGGGCCAUGCUCUCGGUGCCACGGCCCAGCAAGCGCUACUGGAUGACCGCCAUUGUGUACACAGAGGUCACCAUCGUGAUCAAAUACUUCUUCCAGUUUGGGUUCUUUCCCUUUAAUCAGCACAAUCUGGACAAGAACAAAGCCUUCUAUCCUCCGAACAUCAUCGGGGUGGAGAAGAAGGAGGGGUAUGUGCACUACGACCUGGUGCAGCUGCUCGCCCUCUUCUUCCACCGCUCCAUCCUCAAGCUGCUCGCCCUCUUCUUCCACCGCUCCAUCCUCAAGUGUCACGGCCUGUGGGACGACGAUGACCCCAAACAGAAGCCAGCUCCUCCUGGUCCCUCUGAGGAGUCCGAGGAGGAGAGGUCCAGGUCUGAGGAGGAGAAGUCCAAGGCCGAUGAGAGCGAGUCCGAGUCCCUGCGCAGUGUCUCUCAGAGGAGGGGCUCUGGGACCACCCUGAAGUCCAUCACCUUCGGGACGCCCAUGGACCCGGAGACGGUGCAGGUGUCGUGUCCUCCGCCUCAGACGUACCAGCGACGCAAGAGCUCCACGUCCGGAGGCUCGCUCAUGUCCCAGAAGUCUCUGCAUUCGUCUGCUCGCUCCAAGAGAGGAAGCGUGACGUCUCGCCACAGCAGUCUCCGCAGCGAGAUCAGUGUUCGGCUCAAAACACGCAAAGAGAUGAUUUUGGAGAAAGUGAAGGAGCAGCUGUACAAGGGCAAAGGAUUCAUGAUCCGGAGGGUCCUGGAGAUCUACUUACCCAUAAGGCAGUUCUUCUAUAACCUGAUCCACCCGGAGUACAGCGCCGUCACCGAUGUCUACGUCAUGAUGUUUCUCGCCGACACCGUGGACUUCAUCAUCAUCGUCUUCGGCUUCUGGGCGUUUGGGAAACACUCGGCCGCAGACAUCACCUCGUCUCUGUCCGAGGACCAGGUUCCGGGCCCGUUCCUGGUGAUGGUUCUGAUCCAGUUCGGGACCAUGGUGGUGGACCGGGCCUUGUACCUGCGCAAGUCUGUGGUGGGGAAGGUCAUCUUCCAGGUCAUUCUUCUGUUCGGGAUCCACUUCUGGAUGUUCUUCAUUCUGCCUGGAGUCACCGACAAGCGCUUCAGUGAGAACCGCGUGGCUCAGAUGUGGUAUUUUGUGAAGUGUAUUUACUUCGGCCUCUCUGCGUACCAGAUCCGCUGUGGUUACCCCACUCGGGUCCUGGGGAACUUCCUCACCAAGAGCUACAACUACGUCAACCUGUUCCUGUUCCAGGGAAAUGUUGUUUUAAAGUUGAAGUUGGAGGAAUGUGGAGAAGGAGUCACCGAUGGCUCCACGUGGGAAAAGUCCAUCCGACAGAUCGGCUUCGAGAGUGUGAUCGGAGCGGACGCGGGGAACGGAAUGCGGAUCUUCAUCCCGGACAUUGGGAUGUUUGUGGCCGGGCUGGGGAUCUGGCUCCUGUGCCGGAGUCUGGUGCAGAAGAGGGCGGCGGAGGAGAUGGGGCAGUACAACGCAGACUUCGAGCCCGAGGAGCAGGAGGAGCAGGAGCAGGAGGAGAAGCUCAGUCUGGACGACCACAUCCUGCUGGACGACCUGGAGGCGGGAUACGAGGCCGAGCAGGAGGAAGACGAGCUGUUCGACGAUGAGGAGGACGAAGAGGAGGAGGAGGAGGUGAAGGAGAGCGCCAAGAUGAGAGUGCUGCGCAUCGUGGCGGAAGUGGCCUCCAAGCUCAAGGACGUGAUCGGGAACCUCAUCACCACCGCCGGGAAAGUGGUGGUCACCAUCCUGCUGGGCAUGGCCGGGAUGAUGCUGCCCUCUCUGACCUCGGCCGUGUACUUCCUGGUCUUCCUGUUCCUGUGCACAUGGUGGUCUCUCUGCCGGACGUUCGACGCGCUGCUCUUCAGCUGCAUGUGUGUCCUCAUGGCCAUCUUCAGCGCCGGUCACAUCGUGGUGCUCUACCUUUACCAGUUCCAGUUCUUCCAGGAGGCCAUCCCAGCGGGAGACAACUACAUCAAGGUGUUCGGCAUCUCUCCCAUCGUGCACAGUAACUGCUCGUGCACCUGGAGACUCUCGCUGCACCCGGACCGACGAUGGUUCCACUUCGUCAAUCCCAUCAUGCUCCUGGUCCUGUACUACACCCUGGCCACGCUGAUCCGGCUGUGGCUGCAGGAGCCCAUCCAGCACCAGGAGGAGAAGGAGGAGGCCGAGGGCGAAGAGGAGGAGACACUGGGAAACGGAACAAAUAACUCAGCGGAGCGGAAACGGCAGCUGUGGUGGAGGUCCCAACAGGGCACCGACGAGAAGAAUGUGAGGAGCAGGGGACCUCCUCUCUGUCACCUCCUCUCUGUCUUCACCUCCUCUCUGCCUUCACCUCCUCUCUGUCUUCACCUCCUCUCUGCCUUCACCUCCUCUCUGUCAUCACCUCCUCUCUGCCUUCACCUCCUCUCUGUCAUCACCUCCUCUCUGUCAUCACCUCCUAUCUGUCAUCACCUCCUCUCUGUCAUCACCUCCUAUCUGUCAUCACCUCCUCUCUGUCACCUCCUCUCUGUCAUCACCUCCUAUCUGUCAUCACCUCCUCUCUGUCACCUCCUCCCUGUCAUCACCUCAUAUCUGUCAUCACCUCCUCUCUGUCAUCACCUCCUCUCUGUCACCUCCUCUCUGUCAUCACCUCCUAACUUCCAUCACCUCCUCUCUGUCACCUCCUCUCUGUCUUCACCUCCUCUCUGUCAUCACCUCCUCUCUGUCUUCACCUCCUCUCUGUCAUCACCUCCUCUCUGUAUUCACCUCCUCUCUGUCUUCACCUCCUCUCUGUCUUCCCCUCCUAUCUGUCAUCACCUCCUCUCUGCCACCUCCUCUCUGUCUUCACCUCCUCUCUGUCAUCACCUCCUAUCUGUCAUCACCUCCUCUCUGUCUUCACCUCCUCUCUGUCUUCACCUCCUCUCUGUCUUCACCUCCUCUCUGUCAUCACCUCCUCUCUGUCUUCACCUCCUCUCUGUCUUCACCUCCUCUGUCUUCACCUCCUCUCUGUCUUCACCUCCUCUCUGUCAUCACCUCCUCUCUGUCUUCACCUCCUCUCUGUCUUCACCUCCUCUCUGUCAUCACCUCCUCUGUCUUCACCUCCUCUCUGUCAUCACCUCCUCUCUGUCUUCACCUCCUCACUGUCUUCCCCUCCUCUUUGUCUUCACCUCCUCUCGGUCACCUCCUCUCUGUCUUCACAUCCUCACUGUCUUCCCGUCCUCUCUGUCACCUCCUCUCUGUCUUCACCUCCUCUCUGUCUUCACCUCCUCACUGUCUUUCCCUCCUCUCUGUCUUCACCUCCUCUCUGUCACCUCCUCUCGGGCACCUCCUCUCGGUCACCUCCUCUCUGGCUUCACCUCCUCUCUGUCUUCACAUCCUCAAUGUCUUCCCGUCCUCUCUGUCACCUCCUCUCUGUCUUCCCCUCCUCUCUGUCACCUCCUCUCUGUCUUCACCUCCUCUCUGUCUUCACAUCCUCUCUGUCUUCCCCUCCUCUCUGUCACCUCCUCACUGUCUUCCCCUCCUCUCUGUCACCUCCUCUCUGUGUGUGACUUUGCACUAACCCUGUGCUCUCUGUCUUCACCUCCUCUCUGUCUUCACCUCCUCUCUGUCACCUCCUCUCUGUCUUCACAUCCUCACUGUCUUCCCCUCCUCUCGACUCAGGACUGCAUCAGUUCUCACGAGGUUGUCCCCACCUCUAAUGGAACUUCUUUUGAGUUCGUAACCACGGACAACGGCCCGGUCUGUCUGGACCUGUUCUCCACGCCUCAGUACAAACCAGAGCCCAAAACUGAUGAAGAUCAGAAGGAGUGUGUGUUGAUGGUUCCGUCACUGGUUUCUCCUCCUGCAGAUCAGAAGGAGUGUGUGUUGAUGGUUCCGUCACUGGUGUCUCCUCCUGCAGAUCAGAAGGAGUGUGUGUUGAUGGUUCCGUCACUGGUGUCUCCUCCUGCAGAUCAGAAGGAGUGUGUGUUGAUGGUUCCGUCACUGGUGUCUCCUCCUGCAGAUCAGAAGGAGUGUGUGUUGAUGGUUCCGUCACUGGUGUCUCCUCCUGCAGAUCAGAAGGAGUGUGUGUUGAUGGUUCCGUCACUGGUGUCUCCUCCUGCAGAUCAGAAGGAGUGUGUGUUGGAGGUGACACUUCCUGCUGAGGACUCGGGAUCAGAGCGACAGGAGGAAGAGGAGGAGCAGGAGGAGCAGGAGGAGCAGGAGGAGCAGGAGGAGCAGGAGGAGAACAGCACGGUGCAGGCUCGUCUCAGCGCCAUGGUCAAAGUCUUCCAGUUCAUCAUGAAACAGAGCUACAUCUGUGCCCUGAUCGCCAUGAUGGCCUGGAGCAUCACGUACGUCAGCUGGCUCACCUUCGUCUUCCUCAUGUGGUCCUGUAUGCUGUGGAUGGUGCGCGACAGGCGGCGCUACGCCAUGCUGUCGUCCCCAUUCAUGGUUGCCUACGGCGACCUGGUGAUCGUGCUGCAGUACAUCUGGAGCUUCGAGGACAUGGAGGAGAUCUCGGGGCUGUUUGUGAAGAAGAACAACCCCUUCCACUCACUCUCCUCCAAGGUCAUGUGUCUGCUGACCUUCUGGCUGCUGCUCAGACAGACUCUGACAGAGCGAGAGGAGAAAGCAGAGCAGGAGAGAGCGGGACUGUCCCAGGUGCAGGUGGACGACCACAAGAAGAAAGAGGAGGAGAGCGGACAGGAGGGGGCAGAGACAGACACCAUGCAGGUCCUGGGCAGCCUGAUCAUGGCCGUCCUGGUGAAGUACUGGAUCUACAUCUGUGGUGGAAUGUUCUUCUUCGUCAGCUUCGAGGGAACCAUCGUCAUGUACAAAAUCAUCUACAUGAUGAUGUUUCUGUCCUGCGUCGCACUCUACCAGGUCCAUUACGAGUGGUGGAGGAGGAUCUUGAAGUACUUCUGGAUGUCUGUGGUGGUCUACACCAUGUUAGUCCUGACGCUCGUCUACACCUUCCAGUUCAAGAGGUCCCUGGAUUUCUGGUCCAGGAUGUUGAACCUGGACAAGGGCGGCCUGGAGGACCUGGGUCUGGAGCAGUUCACGCUGGCUCAGCUCUUCACGCGGAUCUUCAUCCCGACCUCGUUCCUCUUGGUCUGUAUCCUGCACCUGCACUACUUCCACGAGCCGUUCCUGCGCCUCACGGACCUGGAGGCGGUCGUGGCCAAAGAGCAGAGCACCAUCUACAGCCACGCUAAGGUCAAUGGGCGAGUGUAUAUGAUCAUGACUAGCAUCAAGAAAAGAAUCCCCAUGCAAUCCAAACUGGCCCAUCCCGAGGGCAGCCUGGCCGACCUCACCAUGCUCAGCGCCAGCUCGGUGGAAGCCAUUCUGCACCCGAGAGGCGAGGAGGAGGUGUCUGUGGAGCGAGGAGGCGAGUGGGAGCAGGAGCAGGAGCAGGAGAAGGAGAAGGAGAAGGAGAAGGAGCAGGUUCUGGUGGUGGUGGUGGACGAUGGAGACGGGUUCCACCGCAGAAGUCUCCCGGAUCUGAGGCAGUCGAGCAGCGAGAGCCACCACUGCAGCGCCAAGACGGAGCCAGAGCAGAGCAUCGAGCACAGUUCUGACCUGAGGAGUAAGUGGCACUUGGUGGUGGACCGUCUGAGCGUCCUGUUUCUUCGGUUCUUGGAGUAUUUCCACAAACUGCAGCUGUUCGCCUGGUGGCUCCUGGAGAUCCACAUUAUUAAGAUCGUGGCCUGUUACAUCGUCCUGGUCUCCGUCAAAGAGGUGUCCUUGUUGAACUAUGUGUUCCUGGCGUCCUGGGCCUUCGCUCUGCCGUACAGUCAGUAUCGCCCCCUAGCGUCCAGCGUCUGCACCGUCUGGACCUGCGUCAUCAUCGUCUGCAAGAUGUUGUACCAGCUCAAGUCCAUCUCCCCCCCGCAGUACUCCAGCAACUGCUCCAUGCCUGAUGGUUACACCCCGGAGCAACAAGAGGAGCUAAAGGACUCAGUCUUGUACCGGUCUCUGGUGGAUCCAGCAAACUGGGUCGGUCUGGACAAGGCCGAUGACGUGCUCUCGUAUCUGCGGAACAACCUGCUGAUGCUGGCGGUGCUGGUGUUUGAGGUGACCAUAUACCGACACCAGUUGUACUUCAGGCUCCGGAACAAGCUGAGUCCUCCGGCCGCUCGCAUCAUCUUCCACGACGUCACGCGGCAGCAUCUGGACAUCGGCAUCGUCCACUUCGUCAAAUACUUCGUCAACUACUUCUUCUACAAGUUUGGGCUCGAGACCUGCCUGCUGCUGGGAGUGAACGUGAUUGGUCAGAGGAUGGACUUCUACUCCAUGCUCCACUCCUUCGCUCUCAUCGCGGUCAUGUUCCGGAGGCGGAGGAAAGCCAUCGCAGAGAUCUGGCCCAAAUACUGCUGCUUCCUGGCCUGCAUGCUCACCUUCCAGUACUUUGUCUGCAUCGGCAUCCCCCCUGCUGCCUGUAAAGAUUACCCCUGGAGGUUUCCCAACUCCACCACCGACUCCAAAGUGGUCAAGUGGCUCUACGUCCCCGACUUCCGCACGAGCCCCAACCCCUCCUUCCUCAUCUACGACUACAUGCUGCUGCUGUGUGCCUCGUUCCAAAAGCACGUGUUUGAUGAUGAGAACAAAGCUGCAGUGAGGAUCAUGGCCGGAGACAACGUGGAGAUCUGCAGAGACCUGGACGCCGCCUCCUUCAGCGUCCACAACCCAGUGCCAGACUUCAUACACUGCAGAUCGUACCUGGACAUGCUGAAGGUCAUCAUGUUCAGUUAUCUCUUCUGGUUCGUCCUCACCAUCAUCUUCAUCACUGGUACCACCCGCAUCAGUGUGUUCUGCAUGGGGUACCUGGUGGCCUGCUUCUACUUCCUGCUGUUCGGAGGAGAGCUGCUGCUGAAGCCCAUCAAGAAGAUCCUCCACUACUGGGACUUCCUCAUCGCAUACAACAUCUUCGUCAUCACCAUGAAGAACAUCCUGUCUAUCCUGGCCUGUGGAUACAUUAACUCUCUGGUGAAGCACCAGUGUUGGCUCAUCCAGCUCUGUAGUUUGGCCUGUACCAUCAAGGACUACAACAUCGUCAUCAACCAGGACCAUCUGGCGGCGGAGGAGCGGUGUGAGGUGCCCACGGGAGAGGCCGGCAUCAUCUGGGACAGCAUCUGCUUCGCCUUCCUCCUGCUGCAGCGCAGGGUCUUCAUGAGCUACUACUUCCUCCAUGUGGUGGCCGACGUCAGGGCGUCUCAGAUCCUCGCCUCCAGAGGAGCUGAGCUGUUCCAGGCCACGAUGUGA